Molecule: messenger RNA, 1606 nt
Organism: Tigriopus californicus
Lineage: Eukaryota; Metazoa; Arthropoda; Copepoda; Harpacticoida; Harpacticidae
Gene: Polr3C
Product: DNA-directed RNA polymerase III subunit RPC3-like
Exons: 5
Coding region: 31-1509 (492 amino acids)
Biological process (GO): DNA-templated transcription
Cellular component (GO): RNA polymerase III complex
Molecular function (GO): single-stranded DNA binding
Source: RefSeq, a predicted model, not a curated record
AACUCAUAGAAGUUCUGUCUUUUGCAGGUCAUGUCUGUCGCGAAGCAAAAGCUUUGUCAUCUCCUUUUGGACGAGGUCUUUGGUUCGCGUGUCGCUAAAGUCGGCCGUCAUCUGGCCAAAUGGGAGAAGUGCUUUUUAGCCGAUCUCUAUCAACUAGACCAACCUCACGAGUGCUUGGGGGUUCUCAUAAACCACGGACUGGUCACCUAUGGUCGCGAUCCUCGACCCACGCCCGGAGUUCAAUAUGAAAUCAGCUUGGACCAAGUGAUUCAAACGAUUCGAUACCCGCGGUAUUUAUACCUAAUCAAAGCCUUACAUGGAGAUAACGCUGAACUAAUUCUGGAGGAAGUUCUACGACGAGGCCAAGAGACUCUGCCCAAAAUUAUGGAAAAGUCUCUCAACCGGAUUGAAUUGGACGAAAACCUAGCCAAGACCCACAAGCAAGACCUUGAAAAGACCUUUCAAACAUUGGUUAAGGAACAUUUUCUCCAAAGAGCUCCACAUGUGGGCACAAAUCCAGAGGUUCCAGGCUCUACGGUGCCUAUUUUGGACGAGACCACCCGUUUCCACGUACCCGAGUCUAUUGAAAGUUGCUCAUCGAUUUAUUGGUGUCUCAAUGUGGAUCGCUUCCAUGUGGAAUUCCGGAAUAAAAUCCUCGUCAGUACGGUCACUAGGCGGAUCGAUGAGACGGCGGGAAAACUGAUGGAAUUCAUCCUUUCCUUGAGCGGAAAGAAAUUGGAAGCCUCAUCCAGACAUAUUUCGAUCACCGAGAUCUAUGCCAAUAUCAACAAGUGCAUCGAUCUCAAAUUGCGACAGUACAAGGAUCAUUAUCUCAAGGUUUUGGAGGAGGAUCGGACGCGUUUCAUCGAUCGCGUGGGAGACGAAGGCGGUGGCACUUACGUGGUCAAUUUCAAGCACAUCUUUACUGUACUCGGAUCAGCCGUGGUCGAGAACGUGGUCCAAGAGAAAUUCAACUCCAAGGCGUUGCGAAUAUUUAGGGUUGUGCGAGACAAGUUGUACGUGGAAGAAUCGCAAAUUCAGAAACUGGUCAUGAUUCCCGCGCGAGAGACUAAAUUGAUGACCUAUCAACUCCUCGAGAACAACUUCAUCCAAGUCCAAGAGCUUCGGAAAUCGCUCUCGGCCAAUGUGGUCGCCAAAUCAUUCUACUUGUUCCAUGUCGAUUUGAACCAAGUCGCUCGGAUGGUCCAAGAAAUGUGUUACAUGUCGCUCUCGAAUGCCAUUAUCCGGAAGAAUCAUGAGCUUCAAAUUAACGCUCGAUUAUUGGAGAAACAGGAUCGGAUCGAUUCAAUCACGAGUAACAUCAAUGCCUCGGAAGAAUUCGUCUCGGAAGAAGAGCGAACGCAGCAACUUGAAGAGGUUCAAGACAUGCUCUCCCCGGCUGAGCACGAUUUGGUCAAACAGAUCCGUCGUUGUGGCGACAAACUUCAUUCCAGUCUGGCCCAAGUCGACGAGACUCUCCUGGUGUUGGAACUCUUUCUCAAGCUCUAACCCGUCGGAGCGGUAGAUAGAUGAAUGAUCACUGGCAUAUUUUUGUUCCAAGUGCCUUCAUCCAUCUCCAAAAUCACUAAACUAGUUUGAAAUGAAA